Messenger RNA from Auanema sp. JU1783, 2985 nucleotides. NCBI's taxonomy places the organism in Eukaryota, Metazoa, Nematoda, Chromadorea, Rhabditida, Rhabditidae. The record is from the annotation of a GenBank genome assembly.
AUGGGACGUCGGUUUGACGAUGCCAUUCAUAAAUACUUUUAUAUUAUUGGAUUAUAUGUACAUAAGUUUCGUUUUGAACUUCUUGUAACGUCAUUAGCUUUCACAGCCUUCGCAGGCUAUGGAUUUGUUUGGUUAGAACAAUUGACCACCAAAGACCCGCAGUUUGUAUUUUCACCGAAGAAUGCUCCCUGGAGGUAUGAGCGGGCGAUCUUGGCCGAACACUGGCCGUUAGAUGAAACCAAGUUUUGGCCUGGGAAAAGUUAUGAUUUGAAUGGAUAUGUUGAUAUCAUAGUUGCUGGCAAAAAACACCCUCAGUAUGGCCGACCUAACAUCCUCAAUAUACGUUAUGUGGACGAGAUUGCCCGGAUCAACAAGUUUAUUGUGCAUAAUCUGACUGUACCAGUUGAUAUAGAGGGAAAGCAUUAUGAAGUCGCUUACACAGACUUGUGCAUGACGUAUGACUGGGCUUGCUACUUGAAUGAUCAUUUGACAAUGCUUAUGCCGAAGUCGAGAUGGGGAAAUUUCAGCGGACCUAUCGCAGAGUUUGCUAGUGAUAUCAUUAAUACAGAGAUCAAUAUAACAUAUCCGAUUGGAUGGAGAGGCUCUGAACCCAUAUACUUCGGAGCCUUGGUUGGUGUUCCCAAUUUAGUUGAUGACGAUGGCCAUUUUGAUUACGCAACUGCUGUACGGUUAACGUAUAACACGAGAGAUGAGAAGGUUGGAAACAUAAGCUAUAUUUGGAGAAAACAAUUAGCCAGAUGGUUGACAGACAAGGAUCAUCCAGUAUCAGAUAUUCUUGAAUUCGGAAUUAAUCAUAAUGAAUCCUUACCCGAAGGACUUCAGGAUGUUGCAGAUACCUUAACGCCUAAGUUCGUCGGUACCUGUUCUAUUCUUUUUACUUUCUGUUUCGCUGUUUGCAUUGUCUUAAUAAAUCAUGGAAAUGGGUUAAUCGGGAUAGACUGGGUUCGAAGCAAGCCCCUCGUAGCUUUGGCUGGAAUUCUCUGUCCUCUUUUAGCUAUAGUAACAUCUUUCGGAUUACUAUUAUGGUGUGGAGAACUAUACAACGCGAUAGUAAAUGUUUCGCCAUUUCUCGUUCUUUGUAUCGGCAUUGAUGAUCUCUUCGUCAUGUCGGCAGAAUGGCACCGAACUGACCAGUCGCAUUCGGCAUCCGAACGAGUUGCUCAUACUCUAAGUGAAGCAGCCGUAGCCAUCACGAUUACAUCAAUCACUGAUAUAAUGACAUUUGGAAUAGGAACCUUUACUACAUUACCAGGGGUACGGAUGUUCUGCUUGUACACGUCAGUUCAAGUUGUCUUCACAUACAUUUAUCAAUUAACUUUCUUUUCCCCAAUACUAUCUUAUGCUGCGACCUUGGAAGAAGAAGGCAUUCAUUCCAUGACUUACAGGAAAGCAAUAUCAUCUGAAUCCACUAACUCCAAAUGGAAAUUGUUCUUCCUAGGAGGAAAGCAUGUAGUUGAAAAGGAGAAGAAGAGUUUAGAAGACAUUAAUUCUAAUAAUAAUAAUAACAAUGACAAAUCUAAAAUGAGCACGGACGUCGAACAUAAUAAGCUUGCCGGAUUCUUUAAGAAGCUGGAAGAUAAAUUAGAAAAGGAUCAAUCGGGAGAUGAUUCGCCGAAGACUUUGGUGAAUAAGUUGUUCAGAAAUAUCAUUGGGCCAUUUGUUCUCGAGAGAAGUACUCAGAUAUGCGCUUUGCUUCUCUACUUGUUGUACAUCGGAUUAGCCAUAUUUGGUUGUCUCAAUAUGCAAGAAGGAUUGGAUCCUAAAUUUCUAGUUCGUGAAAGUUUCUAUCUGAGCAACUUCUAUUCGCUCAUCAAAGAAACUUUCUGGUUAGAAGGACUUCAAAUGCAAGUAGUAGUGAACAAUCCUCCAGAUUUGUUUGAUCCUGUGAAAAGAGCGCAAUUUCAAUCUAUGUUAGAUGAUUUCGAAGACACGGAUUAUACUAUGGCCGAAAAUGCUACAAUGAUUUGGUUAAAAGCAUAUGAAUAUCAUUUGGACAAAGAAUUGAGAGAAUUGAACAUUCAAAAGCCAAAUUCAUCAAGUGAGUGGUAUGAAAGAUGUAGGGACUGGCUUCUAAUUGCUGGUGGUCGAAGACUAUGGGAAAUGGAUAUGGUUUGGGGAAAAACACAAGAAGAGUUCUAUGACCUCAAAGCGUUCCGAUUCCAAUUAGGAUUGAGAAACUAUGCUAACCCCACAGAUCACACGAACAGUUGUAAAUUAAUGAGGGAGAUUGCAUCCAGAUACGCUCACUUCAAUGUGACAACCUUCCACGAGUAUUAUCCGUUUGCUGAUCAGUACCUUGAACUCAAGCCAUCACUUGUCCAAAACUUCGUUUUAGGCUUAGGCUCUAUGUUUUUAGUAACGGUUGUCAUGAUUCCUGACUUCAGAGCUGCAUGUUCCGUAGUUCUUGCUAUAGCUAGUAUCAACAUAGGAGUACUGGGUUAUAUGACCUUUUGGGGAGUCAACUUGGAUAGUGUAUCAAUGAUCACCGUGAUCAUGUGUAUAGGCUUCGCAGUAGAUUUAUCAGCACAUAUCGCUUAUGCAUUUUCGCAAGCCUACGGUAAUUCACACGAACGAGCAGUAGAAGCUCUUGAAACUUUGGGCUGGCCAGUGUUCCUGGGUGCUUCGUCAACUCUUCUCGGAAUUCUCGUUUUAACAUUGGUUGACUCAUACAUAGUCCUAAUUUUCUUCAAAACUGUCUUCCUGGUGAUUUCAUUUUCUAUGCUUCAUGGACUUCUGUUUCUCCCCAUUUUUUUGAUGAUCGCUAUUCCCAAAUCAAGGCUCAGAAGCCCUAAGAAGGAUCAUCAGAUGAAGGUCGUCUUCACUUGCAGUUCGUUGGAUGAGAAUCCGUUAUCCGAGAAAAAAGUGAUAGAUUUCCCUCGGGAAGAGGAAGUGCAAAACGCCGAUACGGAAGUGAAGGAAACAGUUCGACACAUGAUAGACACAGUCAGUGCAGAAACUAAUUAA